Molecule: messenger RNA, 1305 nt
Organism: Rubroshorea leprosula
Lineage: Eukaryota; Viridiplantae; Streptophyta; Magnoliopsida; Malvales; Dipterocarpaceae
Source: the annotation of a GenBank genome assembly
GUCAAAAAUGCUUUUCUAUAUGGAGAGCUUGAUAAAGACAUUUACAUGGAGCAACCACCAGGCUAUGUUGCAAAUUCUCAUCCAGACUUUGUUUGCAAACUCAAGAAAGCUCUUUAUGGGUUAAAGCAAGCGCCAAGGGCCUGGUAUGGAAAAAUUGCUCAAUAUUUGCAAUUUUGUGGUUAUCUUGCUUCAGAUUCUGAUCAUAGUUUAUUUGUGAAAAAGCAAUCCAGCUUGCAUGUUAUAGUUCUACUAUAUGUGGAUGACAUAAUAAUAACAGGAAAUGAUGAAAAAGAAAUUGCAAGACUGCAAGAAGAGCUAUCUAUUCGUUUUGAUAUGAAAAAUCUAGGAGAGCUAAAUCAUUUUCUCGGUUUAGAGGUUGAAAAUUUGGAAAAUAGAAUUUUUGUAACUCAAAGAAACUAUGCAGAAAAGCUUGUUGCAAAGUUUGACUUGAAGGAAGGAAAAAAGUGCUCCACUCCACUUGACAUAAAUAUCAGGCUAAGGCGUGAUGAAGGCUCCUUGUUGUCUAAUCCUCAACCUUAUCGUGUUCUUGUUGGAAGUUUGAUUUAUUUGACCAUAACAAGGCCAGAUAUUGCAUUUGCUGUUGGUCUUGUUAGCAGGUUCAUGCAAGCACCUCGAAAGCCACAUCUUGAGGCUGCUAAGAAGAUUUUGAAGUAUGUCAAUACCACCCUUGACAUGGGAUUGUUCUACAAGAAAGAAGCAAACUUUUCUCUACUUGGGUUCACAGAUGCUGAUUUUGGUGGAGAUUUGGCUGAUCGCAAAUCGACAUCUGGUUAUGUUUUCUUGUAUGGUGGGACUAGUAUUUCUUGGUGUAGUAAGAAACAAGAUUCAGUUUCCUUGUCAACUACUGAAGCAGAAUAUAAGGCUUCUGCUCUUGCAGCUCAAGAAUGUGUUUGGCUUCGAAGGCUCAUUGAGGAUCUUGAUUCUCCUAUUCAAGGUUCAACCAGCCUUUAUGGAGAUAAUCAAAGUGCUAUUAGGCUUGCCACCAAUCCAGUUUGUCAUGCAAGGACAAAACACAUUGAGGUGGAGCAUCAUUUCAUUAGAGAGAAGGUUCUGGAAGGAACCAUCAAUGCAUUGGAGGUAAAAAGUCAAGAUAAUGUUGCUGACAUAUUUACCGAGUCACUUUCCAAAAGCUCCUUUGAGAUGCUUCGUUCUCAACUUGGAAUUAUUUCUAGAAAAUCACUUUAAGGGGGAGUGUUAAAAUUAGUAAAGUAAUUUUCUAGAAGGGUUACUGUUCAUGAAUAGCUCUUCAACUUUCAGUUAUGUAAGCGUGUGAGAUCAAAUAUG